GUGCCUGUGCAAUGUAUAGAAUUGCCAACUAAAGUAUAUUAUAGAAUUGAAAUAUCGAUACUUAAAACGACUUUGUGCUGGUAACAGAAAGUUGCAUUAAGCAUAUUUGGGCUACUUGCGCUGGUUUUCUACUUUCAGAUUGGAUGAAGCACAUGCUUAGAGUAUCAAGCUUUUUUGAGAUCACUGUAAACCAUGCAGUUUCUGUGAGAGAUAUUACGUUGGGAGUUGGCUCGGUAUCAGGCUGAAUUUCACCUUGGACUGGAAGGUUUUACUCUUUGUUUGGAUCCAAUCUAUGUCGAGGAUCACAUCCCUAUUAUUGCAUCUGUCUCUGAGCAUCAGCCAAGAGCCUGAUCAUCUUUCAUGUUUGAUUUCCACAUCCCACUUUCGCUUUUCCCAGCUGGUCUUUUUUUCUGCUUCAAGAAGUUAUCAGAUGCCACUAUAUUUAUCGUGAUAUAUGGUCUCGAAAGCACGUAUUUAACUGGUGUCAUGGGUCAAUUGAUUCUUAUUGCUAGACCAGCAGUUUGCCUUACCAGUGCUGUUGCUGUUUCUGCCACUGUGAAGAAUUUGACUGUGCUGUUGAGGUUAAAGAACAAAGAAGUCCAGACUGGAUCCACUAAAGGAACUAGCAGUGCAAAGGCCUCUGCCUCUUCUAAGGUUUUCGUGGAUCGAAACCCUCAUCUGCUGCUUUCCAUCUUGCUCUUUUAUUGUCAUCCAGCUAUUUGGCAAUAAAAGGCAGCUGUUUCCUCUGCUUUCCGGCUCACAUUGUUCUUAAACUGUAAAUUACAAAUGUCACAUUUUUAAUUUUCAAAUCUAAACAUUUGAUUUUUUUUAUUUAAAUUUAAAAUA
This is a messenger RNA of Durio zibethinus, 846 nucleotides long. Lineage: Eukaryota; Viridiplantae; Streptophyta; Magnoliopsida; Malvales; Malvaceae. The record is from RefSeq and is a predicted model, not a curated record.